This is a messenger RNA of Camelus dromedarius (Arabian camel), 9285 nucleotides long. Its product is annotated as zinc finger protein 154. Gene Ontology annotation, biological process: regulation of DNA-templated transcription. Bases 1455 to 2957 code for a protein of 500 amino acids. Gene Ontology annotation, cellular component: nucleus. The record is from RefSeq and is a predicted model, not a curated record. The transcript is spliced from 9 exons. NCBI's taxonomy places the organism in Eukaryota, Metazoa, Chordata, Mammalia, Artiodactyla, Camelidae.
AUUGUUAGAUUCCUAAAAGAAACUGAAUGUAUGUUAGGAUAUCAAGUAAGAGAUACUAAAUGGAUAAAAGUGUUGCUCAAUGAAUUGGACAGAAUAAUUGACUCUACAGACAGGGGAGAUGUUUUCUUUGGGAACUACAGACUGAUCUUUUAAAGAAAAAUUAUUCAGACACUUGUAAAACGUUGAGAUUUAUAGCCAAGGAGCAAGGGGGUGGGUUGUCAGUGGAAGAGUGUAGGGAAAUUCUUCCUAAACUGACCUAACCAAUUCUUGCAGAAUGAAGGGCAGUGUGAUCAGCUAUCACCCAUCUGAUGGUGAAGGAUGAGGAAAUUUCAUCAGAUAUCAGUGGUGGUCAGAUAUCAGUGGCAAUCAGAUAUUGAGGAUGGUAAAUUCUUGCCAAACCAACUUCGCAGAAUUCUUGCUCUUAAGGACAAGGCCCAAGAACUGGGCCUGAUCGAAAAAAGGCCUAGGGAAUCCUGACUAAAGUUUAGGCAGAUCUGUUAGAUCUGUCUUUACACUCCUGAUUCAGGGUGGCCCAACAUCCUUCCUCCAUCUUCCUUGACUAAACACCAUCUAGAGGGGGCGAGGGUAUAGCUCAAGAGGUAGAGCAUGCACAAGGGCCUGGGUUCAAUCCCCGGUACCUCAAACAAAGAAAUCAAUAAACCGAAUUACUUCCCUCCUCAAGCACAAAAACAAACACAAAAACAAAAAACCCACAAUCUGGAGUAUUUUCUCUUUUCUCCCUGACCAAAAAUAUACAUAGACUGGCAAACUGGCGUUAUGCUUUGGAGGGCAUGCAUUUGAACUGAAAUAAGAUACUGUUUAUUCGCUUCUGCUAACAGUGGACACCUUGUGUCUGAAUGACUAUAAAAACGGUAUGUUUAUUUGGAUUUGUAGCCUUUGGUGGCAUCUGAAAUAGUAUUUUUAGCCUCUGAGAACAUGCUGAACUUCACCGAGUCUGAAAUAGUAUGUCUCCAAACACUUGGGUAAUCAGCUGCAGAGAGCACUUGGCAGCAUAUGAUGAAGACUCCUUUAAACAGCAGGCGAAGCUCACCUGGGUAUGCCGUUUCCCAACUUCUACCGGCGGAACUCGGCCUUGCUCUUCCUGCAGAAACCUGUUCGCACGGAGUCUGCGGAACUGCGGGGACUACAUUAUCCAGAAUGCUCAGAACGAGCGGCAGCAGCGCCACCCAAUGAGAGCUUAGCGCGAGGAAGUCAUAAAAGCUGAGGGCGGGACUUCCGGCAUCCUCCUCACGGUGGCCAUGUUAGCUGCUCCCGGUUUUGUUGAAUCGGUGUGAGAGGUUCGGGAGUUGUGGUUCAUUCUGAGGUGACCGAACCGAGAAGGUCAGAGAGGAGGCGCUGUCCCCGCCGCACAGAGGCCGGUCCGAGGUUUGGCGACGCCGCUUGGGGACCCCCGCGCCCCCCUCCUCUCAAGCCGCUCCCGCCCUCAGACACCGAUGGCGGCGGCUGCGCUGAGGGACCCGCCUCAGGGCAGUGUGACCUUUGAGGAUGUGGCCGUAUAUUUCUCCUGGGAGGAAUGGGAUCUCCUUGAUGAGGCUCAGAGAUGCCUGUACCACAACGUGAUGCUGGAGAACCUGGCACUUAUAACCUCCUUGGGUUGGCAUGGAGCAGAGGAUGAAGAGGCAUCUUCUGAACAGAUCAUUUCUAUACAAGGAAUGUCACAGGUCAAGGAUCCCCAUACAGCUGUGUCCCCCCAGAAGGCCCAUCCUUGUGAGAUAUGUGGCCUGGACUUGAGAGACAGUUUGCACUUGACUGAGCACCAGAGAACACACUGUGGGCAGAAAUUGUACAAUAUUGAGCCAUCGGGAAAACAACUGUAUUUCUGUGCAGAACUUCAGCAUCAGAAGCAGCACGUUGGGGAGAAAUGCUUCAGAAGCAACAUGGACAGAAGCUCUUUUGGGAAAGACUGCAGAUUUUUUGUGUUGGGGAAGUCUUUUCCCUGUGGUGAGGCCACACACACUAGGGAGAAGUCAAACAGGAGAAAUGCAUGUGGGGCAGCCUUUCACAGGGGAAAAACUCAUUACAACUCUGGAGAAUGCACAAAGGACUUUGGUUACAAACACGUACUCGUUCAGCACGAAAGAGUCGUAACUAGAGAAAAAUGCUACAUAUGUAGUGAAUGUGGUAAAUCUUUUAGCAAAAGCUAUAGCCUCAAUGACCACUGGAGAGUUCACACUGGGGAAAAGCCCUAUGAGUGUGGGGAAUGUGGGAAAUCCUUUAGGCAGAGCUCUAGCCUCAUUCAACACCGGAGAGUUCACACUGGAGUAAGGCCUCAUGAGUGUGAUGAAUGUGGAAAAUUAUUUAGUAACAAAUCUAACCUCAUUAAACAUCGGAGAAUUCAUACUGGAGAGAGGCCUUAUGAGUGUAGUGAAUGUGGGAAGUCCUUUAGUGAAAGCUCUGCCCUCCUUCAGCAUCGGAGUGUUCACACCGGAGAAAGGCCUUACGAGUGCAGUGAGUGUGGGAAAUUCUUUACAUACCACUCGAGUCUCAUAAAACACCAGAGAGUUCAUUCUGGAUCAAGGCCCUAUGAGUGCAGUGAGUGUGGAAAAUCCUUUACUCAGAACUCUAGCCUCAUUGAACACCAUAGAGUUCAUAGUGGAGAAAGGCCUUAUAAGUGCAGUGAAUGUGGGAAAUCUUUUAGCCAGAGCUCUGCACUUCUGCAACAUCGGAGAGUUCACACCGGAGAAAGGCCUUAUGAGUGCAGUGAAUGUGGGAAAUUCUUUACUUACAGCUCCAGUCUCUUAAAACACCAGAGAGUUCACACUGGAUCAAGGCCUUACGAGUGUAGUGAAUGUGGGAAAUCCUUUACUCAGAACUCCAGCCUCAUUAAACACAGGAGAAUUCACACGGGAGAAAGGCCUUAUGAGUGCAGUGAAUGUGGAAAAUCUUUUAGCCAUAGCUCCAGCCUCAUUAAACACCGAAGAGUUCAUACUGGUUAAAGGCCUUAUGAGCACAGUGAAUUUGGGAAAUUGUUUACCCAUAGGUCCAGUUUUAAUGUUCACACUGGUGAAAGGCUUUAUGAAUACUUGAAUGUGGGAAAUUAUUUACCUCAAACUCCAGGCUUCUAAAACACUAUAACAUCACAUUGGAUGAAGGCCUUAUGAAUAUGGCAAAUAUGGAAAAUCAUUUAGCCAAAGUCUUGCCUCGUUAUACUCCAGAGAAUUCACAGUGGAGAAAGGCCUUAUGAGUUCAGUGAAUGAAAGAAAGCCUUCAGCUGAAGGUCUUACACCUCAUUGGAUACCACCAAUUUCAAGUGGGAGAACUAACUUCAGUGUGCAGGUACAUACGACUUCUGUUCAGUGUAACAACAAUGGAGAAGAUCCUUUAUGAAGAUGCUGUUUGCCUGUAUUGAACCUCAGCCAAACAUCCACAUGAAUUCCAGGCGAUACUGCAUCGUGCUCAGCACUGAUGAGGGAAGCCUGUUCCCUGGUCCUACAGCGGAGCCAUGUGCCCAGAUGUCCUGAAUUCUGUAGGUGUUACAGUGGCGACUGCAAAUAAGCCCACCUGGGAACUCGGGAACUCCCUCGUGGCUCUGGGUAGCCCAAGUGGCUUUCCUAGGAUCCGGACCCGUCCAGAAGACGUUCGCGCCGAUCGUCGGGCGCCGCUUGGCGGCCACUUUUAUAGCACCUUCCCUCCGGAGCUUCGGCGUGCUUUGCAAAGGAAGGGAUUCGGCCGCGGUAUGCGAGGUAGAGUUCCGGGAGGCCGGCGGCACAGGCGGGAUCUUCCUGGUCUUGCGGGUUGGGCGCAAAUCGUGCUCUCGGCGGAGAUUGGACCUACAGGUAAGUGGGGAGCGAUGGGCGAUGGGCGAUGGGCUCCGGGUUCGAGACUCUGGCCUCCGCGAGGAGACCGACCUCGGCUCGGCCUCCGCGGGGAGAGGAGAGGGUGUCCGCGUCCAAAGGCCCGUUCUCUGGAGGUGAGAAUCGGCCUGGCUCAGUGGCGAGUCCGGACCCCCAGGCCAGGACAUCGCGCCAUGGUCCCAACGGAAGGAGUGGAGGGGGCUACCUGGCGGUGGUUGGGCCUCGUGCUCUCGGCGCCGAUGGGAAGAUGUGAAUUCUCCGCGGACGUGCUGGUGGGGCUCUUCUGCCCUUAAAAUUCGUCCGACUCUCAGCGGUGCUUUGGUGAAGACAGUGAACAGAAUUCUCCGGCUUAAACAUCUGCAAAGUCCUCAACGUCAAGUGACACAAAAUGUGUAUCACUCUGAAUACUACAAUACUGCUGCAUAUGAAAGAAAGAACAUCCCAGCUAAGCAACACUGAGACAUCUCUAGCUGAAAUCCCUACAUUAAUAAAGGAGUUUUCUCCAACCACUUUAUGCUAGCCUUCAACCUUAAUGUACUAAAAAGAGCAUCCUACAGCUAGCAGAAGGCAGGAAGUAAUAAAGAUCAAAGCACAAAUUAAUAAAAUAGUAUAAAGAACUCAGGGAAACGAUGAAGUUCGCCAACUUUGCAUUUGAUGGGGGUCCCAGAGGAAGGUACUCAGAAAAUUUUUGAAGAGAUAACUGAAAACGUCACACAAGAUCAACUGAAAGAAACACACCAAGGCACGUAGUAAACUGACAAAGAUUAAGACGAGGGAAAUACUAAAAUCAGCAAGAAUAGCAACAAACAUAGAAGUGAACUCAUCAACUGAUAACACGAGAAAUUCUGCAGGGCAGAAGGGAGUGGAGUGUAUGAUAUAAGUUAAAGGGGUUGAAAGGGAGACUUACAGCAAAGAAUACUACUCUUGUUCAGAUUUGAUGGAGAAAUCAAAAUUCUACAGUUCCAUAUGUUUGCUCUAGUUCUGUGAGUAGUGUAUUCUUUGGACACGUAGUUUGCUUUGGGUAGGGCUAUCUUGAUUAAUGUUGAUUCUUCCAAUCCGUGGUAUUAUUAGCUUCAGUUUUCUGAGUAUAAAAACCUCCUUGGUUAAGUUUAUUUCUAGGUAUUUGAUGCAAUUUAAGUGAAAAAAGUGAAGGGGCUGCAAAUGGCAAAAUACCUUUUUUAUGGUUGAGUCAUAUCCCAUUGUGUAUGUAAGUAUGGGUAUCAUCUUUAUUCAUUCAUCUGUUGCUGUGCACUUAGAAUGCUUCCAUAUAUCUUCACAAUAACAAAUAAUGCUAUUAAUAGUGGGUGUACCCUUUUGAAUUAGUAUUUUUAGGUUUUUUGACUAUAUGCUCAGGAGUGGCUGCACCAAUUUACUACAUUCCCUCUAACAGUGUACCUACCCUUUUCUCUACAUACUUUGCCAACAUUUGUUAUUUAUAUUCUUUUGGAUGAUGAUGGCCAAUACUCAAUCGCCCAUCUCAUCUCUUACAGUAUCUUCUGAAGGGGAAAAAGGAGUCAGUGUAUUUACACAGCUGUAGAGCCAAUAAAAAGUGCUGAGUGAUAUAUAACAUAAGAUUAUCAACUAAUUCAAGAUGAUAGUGGAUUGAGAAGGGGGUUCGUAAGGCUCCAUCACACUCUUUUCCACUUGUGCAUUCAUAAGGCUUUAUUUGUAGCCCCAAACUGGAAACAAGCAGAAGGUCCAUUAACAGAUAAACGGAUAGACAAAACCAUGGUACCAUACGGGUGAGUUACUCAGCUAUAAAAGACUGAAGUAUUUACAUAAUAAGCAACAUUUAUGAAUCACAAAGUAUGAUUAUGCAGCAUGGAGAAAAGCACAAUUUUUUAAAAGUAAACAUUUCAUGAUUUGAAUCAUAGAAAAUUCUAUAAAACUAAUCUGUAAAUCAAUAGUGGCUGUGAGGGCAAGAAGCAACUUGCUUUAAAGGGUCCUCAUAUUAAUGCUGCUCUGUGUCCCUCCCUGGGGAGGGAACCCUUCAUGUUUAGUUCCAGUUUUCUGGAGUUUUCUGGAACAAAGAACCUAAAACUGAGUUAUAGAUAUGGUCAGUGGUUUCACAGGUAUACACUUUUGUUAAAACUAGUCAUAAACAAUUUAAAUCAAUUAUACCUCAAAUAGAAACCUUAAAUCCUCUUUUCACCCCCUCAUAACCAGAGGUUUAGAAAACCUAAACUGACUCCACUCUUCCUCCUCAUGUCUUGGGAAGGGCAGCCCUGCAUCAGGGGUGGGGGGACCCAUUUCUGAGUCAGCAGUAACCAUGCUGGGCCACAUAAACUAUAUCCCUGGGUGGUGGGACCUCCCUUCUACUCUUGUCUAUGCAGCAGUGUCCAGAGGCUACAAAAAUAAAAAAUUUUUUUUUUUUUUUUGCUUUGACAGUGGCCCCUCCACAGAAGGGACACAGGUAUGGUGUGUACAUGCUCAUCCCACAGUGGCUGGACCAUCUGUGGAGGCACAGUGUCCUCCAGUGUUUCUGUGUGAAGAUUACAACCUCGGGUAGUUUUAUAAACCAGUGCCACCAGAACUCUAGCCAUGAAGGUCCAGGGAAACAGCUUCCCUACAACAGUGCUCAGCAUUAUGUGACAUCCUUGGGAAAAGGGAACCGAUUUAACUUCGCACAGAAGCACUAGAGGUUGUCAUGACAACUCCAGCCUCCUCCAGGUGACUGCUAGGUCUGCGGCAUCCCUGGCACCCAGGCCGUAAGUUAGGACUACAAAGCCCCCCAGCCGUCCCAGGGGACUUCGGGCCGCAAUGCAAGCUAGACCAGAACCGGAAGAAGGUAAACCUGCCGCUGCUAUUACCCAGAUCUUAUCAGCCAGAGGGGAGGGAAAGAGGGGCCCCUGAAAAUUAAUCAUAGUGUCCUGGAGAGAAGCAGGACAGAAAACAGACACACCUGCUCUCCCUGACUGCACUGGGUGCCUGACACACUGUUGGAACCUAGAACCUGCCAAGUGGUAGAGGUGAGGCUUCUCCCACAGAAGCUGAAAAGGAUGCAAUUCAGACAAGGGAACCAGUAGUAGAAUAUGCAAACAGGCUCCUGAAAGCCUCCCACAGGGGAUGCGCAGGUGUACAGGUUCAACUUCAGAUAGUUCCCUCACAAAGGAACUCCUGGUUCCUGUAGGUGCAGUCAUGAGGUCAUCUGGUGUGAAGUUUUCUGUGUUGAAUGAUGUGGGAGCUUUGACUGAAGGAUUUCCCACACUCCCCACACUCAUAAGGCUUUUCUCCUGUGUGAACUCUGCGGUGCUGAAUUAGGUUGGACUUCUGGCUGAAGGAUUUCUCACACUCAUCACAUUUAUAAGGUCUGGCUCCUGUGUGAAUUCUCUGGUGUUGAUUGAGAGUGGAGCUGUGGCUAAAGGAUUUCCCGCAUUCACUGCACUCAUAAGGCCUUUCUCCAGUGUGAAUUCGCAGAUGCUGCACGAGUUUGCAUUUAUAGCUGAAGGAUUUUCCACAUUCACUGCAUUUGUAAGGCCUUGCCCCACUGUGAAUCUUCUGGUGCUGAAUGAGGUUGGAGCUCUGGCUAAAGGAAUUCCCACACUCACCGCACUUAUAAGGCCUGGCUCCAGUGUGAACCCUCUGGUGUUUAAUGAGAGUGGAGCUGUAGCUAAAGGCUUUCCCACAUUCACCACACUCAUAAGGCCUCACUUUAUUGUGGACUUGAAGGUGCUGCACAAGUCUUAGUUUGUAGGUGAAGGCUUUUCCACAUUCAACGCACUUGUAAGGCCUUGCUCCAGUGUGAAUUCUGUGGUGUUGAAUGAGUUUAUAGCUUUGGUUAAAGGAUUUCCCACAUUCAUUGCACUCAUAAGACUUUGCUUCUAGGUCAGCUCUCUGGCAGUUAAUUAGAAUGGAGCUUUGGUUAAAGGGUUUCUCACAGUCAUCACAGUUGUAAUAACUCUCUCUAGUGUGAAUUUGCUGAUGCUGAAAAAGUGUGUAUUCAUAACUGCAGAGAUCCCUAUAUUCACCGUCCUUGAAAUGACUUUUUCCACUGUGAAAGGAUUCCUCAUGCUUGAAGCUGCUGUGUGGUGGUGCCCCUUUGAGGGUGGCCUGAUGUUGGAGAAGAUUCAAUACCGCCAGGAAGUCUUUCCCAACUUCCUCACAGGUGAAGGGCUUCCCUGAAACACGGAAUUUGCAGCUCGUCACAAAGGAGGCCCUGUCUACGUCCCUUUUGAAUGGCCUCUCUGCAUUGUGCUUCUGGUGCUGGUGAAGGUUUGGACUGGCCCAGAACUGCUGUCCACAUGCCUCACAGGUGUGUGACUCCUGCCCAGGAUGUGAUUCUUGGUACUCAGCCAGGUACCAGAUACCUCUCCUGGCCACACAUUUCUCACAGGGCUGAGUCUUCUGAAUGGACGGGUCUGGAUGUAGACUCUUGCCUGGUGAAAUUUGUUCCACAGAUACCUUCUGCACAGAAAAUGCUUCCUCGUCCUCCAUUCCAUACCAACAACCUGAAAGCACAGAAACGCUGGUGAAAUGCAUGACUCAUGUGGGAGGGGCAGCAACAAAAGUGUGUCAGACACCGCAAAGAAUGAGUCCACUGGAUUGUUUUCAAGACAAGGCUGAUGGAGGGCUGUUCUGCAGCACUGGGACUCUACAAGAAACACGUUUCUAGAAUACUCCCGGCUCAAUCUGACCUCCACCACACUGUCAGAAACAGCGCUGUACCCACGACCUCCACCCCCGCCUGGACUCCGGGGUCCGGGCCGCAGUCCAGUCACCUCGGACCCGACCCAGGGCCCGGGAACCGCUCAGCAGGAAAGAGACCGGACCACCACCACUGGGAGGUCGCCAGAAGUCCCGCCCCAAUGCGAUGGCACGCACGGAAAUGCCCUGGUCCCGGAACUUCAUUGGCUCCACGCCGGCGCAAGGGCUUCUGGGAAAUGCGGUUCUCACAGCUCAGUGCCGGACCUGCGCCCCACACCAGCUCCUCCUGAAACAAAGGUGAAGCCCGCCGCCGUGAGGGUCCCAAGGGCAAGGAAGGGGACUCGUUCUUUAAAGGGACUGUGCCCAGAUUCCCGGAGGUGCCUGCACCUGAUCAAUGAAGUGUUUAGAGAUACUACAAAGACUCCAUGAAGUUCAGCAUGCUUCCAGAGGCUACGAGUACUAUUCCAGGUGCAUCCAAAGGGACAUAACAUUCCAUAGAAUCCAUCACACAGUGUGUCCACUUGCAGCUGAAAAUGAAUAAAGCUUAUUUUAUUGCUUCUCUUGUGCACAUCAUUCAGCUCUGUGGUGUAACGUGUUUGUGAGUAUAUUUCACAGGGUCAAGGUAAAAGAGACCUCUGUGGGAAGCUGUGAAGAAUGGACCUCACCGAUUAGGCUUUCAUUCUCUCAAGGGUCACAGAAAACCUUUUCACAAAGAAGGCGCCAAAAGCGAAGGAAGCCCUUCCCAAAGCAAAGGCUUUGAAGGCCAAGAAAGCAGUGCUGAAAGUUGUCCACAGCCACAUUAAAAAAAAAAAAAAAAAAAAAAAAA